GUUUGAACCAACUUCGAACGCCACAAUGUACGGCUUGGAUAUUUGAACGUGCUUGCGCUCAGCCACAAUUUCGACAUCAACUUGGACAAUACGGAAUAGUGUCCAUUCUAUUGUCGCAUUUGAACGUCCACGUCAUUGUCAAGACCAAUACAAAAUUUCCUCGAUCGUUUUUGCGUGCUGCUUCUGGCAUCUUCGUUAAAUACACUGCCAUCAACACGAAACUUGCCCAGCCAAGUGCCUCGUCACCAUCUCCUCGACACACAUUUAGAGGCUACGCGAUGUCCGAAUUCUGGAAAUCCACACCCAAAUAUUGGUGCAAACACUGCGGUGUCUACGUGCGCGACACCAAGCUCGAGCGCACCAACCAUGAGGCAACCGGCAAGCACCAGAGCGCCCUCAAGCGCUUCCUGCGUGAUCUGCAUCGCGGCCACGAAAACGAAGAGCGCGACAAGGACCGGGCGAAGCGCGAGAUCGAGCGGUUGAAUGGCCUGGUCGGCUCGAGCAGCGGCGCCGCUGGGAGCGCAGGCAGCGUCAGUAGCAAUGCACCAACAGCAGGAAGAAUAGCACCGAAAGCUGCUUCAGGAGACGUCACUGCUCAGCGCCAGAAACAGUGGGCGCAAUUGGCCCUGAUGGGUGUUGACGUUCCGACGGAACUGCGCCCGGACAUGGCCAUGGCGGGCGAGUGGACAGUCACAAACACGAAGGUUAUCGAUACUACCCCGAAGACGGAAGCCGACGCCAAGCCGGAGGCAAUAGCAAUAGGCGUACGCAAACGCGUGAAACGCGAAGGCGAGGAUGACGAGGACGACGCGAUGCACGGUCUGUCCAAAAGACCAAAGUUGGGUGGAUGGGGACUUGACACGAGGCGUGUGCCUGAUGAGGAGGAAGACUUGGAUUUGCUUCUUGGAAGUUUGGGGCCAGUCAAGAAGCAGGAGUCGGAGCCAGUCAAGAAGGAGAAAGCGGAACUUGCUACCAGUGCUGUCAGUGCUGCCAUCAAGAAGGAGUCUUCAGAAUCCGAGAACACUGGGGAAAAGGCAGUCAAAUUAGAGCCCGGUCUCACAGAUGCGGUCUUAGUCAAGGAGGAGGAGAUCGCAACACCUGAGAUCGAAGUACCGGCUGUCAUAUUCAAGAAGAGAAAACCGAAAAACAUCAGGCAGAAAUGAGCUGCCUGCCAGGGUAGGUGUAAGACUGGUUACUGGCCUAGAUACCAGGUACGUCAUGAAUUAACGCCCUGCUGACAUUUUAUGAAUGUGAAGGAUGGAAUCAAGAACACCUUGUAUCCUGAAAAUUUCAGCGAUGAAUAUGAUUCUCAUCGUCGAAUUUUCAUGAAAUUGUGUCUUUGCUGAGGCGUUCGUCCACAGAUCCUGUUUCAUUCAUGCCAAGUGGGAUGUAACUUGCAACAAUGGGCGGACACGGCCUACUUUGACCGCAGCCGCAUCACGCAUGUUUUCGCAUGGUGACUUGGGCGUUACAUUCCCCAGUCCUGCACCUAAGGCCAAACAACACUCGAGUGAGACAAAAAUAUAUGAAGUCAGAGCCGGUAAUACAUCCCUAAGUAGUUAAGAGUAUGUAUCAACUGUAUGCGUCGAAAU
Messenger RNA from Pseudomassariella vexata, 1592 nucleotides. RefSeq lists its product as uncharacterized. Gene Ontology annotation, cellular component: precatalytic spliceosome. The transcript has a single exon. The coding region runs from base 279 to 1163 and encodes 294 amino acids. Gene Ontology annotation, molecular function: zinc ion binding; RNA binding. Gene Ontology annotation, biological process: mRNA splicing, via spliceosome. The record is from RefSeq and is a predicted model, not a curated record. NCBI's taxonomy places the organism in Eukaryota, Fungi, Ascomycota, Sordariomycetes, Amphisphaeriales, Pseudomassariaceae.